Molecule: messenger RNA, 1495 nt
Organism: Effrenium voratum
Lineage: Eukaryota; Dinophyceae; Suessiales; Symbiodiniaceae
Source: the annotation of a GenBank genome assembly
UUGGCAGGUUGGCUUUUACCCAAGAUCCACACCCAAAUCGUUGGACGCUUUACAUCCUUUUGGGCCCGCAAUGGCCAGUAGUCCUUGGACAGCUGCCUGGAGUACCAAACACCAGAGGUGGUACUAUGAGGAUAGGGAUCGUGGAGUUUCCCAGUGGGAAAGGCCGGCGAACUGCCGGGAGAGCUUGCCGGCAGAGCCGCCCCGUGAGGUGGCCGACCUUGCGCUAAAGCGAAGAGAUCUGCCAGAAGGUUGGGAUUGCGAGUGGGACGCUCGGUAUCUGCGCCACUAUUACUUCAACCGGAAGACGCAGGAGAGGACGUGGAAGCGGCCGGAGGAUGUCAGCCAAGCACGGGGCGUGGCAGCUGCGCCUCAGCCUCCGACGGACACCAGAGGUUCACUAGGCGCCGCCAACCCCUUCACAGAUGCGAGCGCUGCCCAGAACGUGGCAGCAACGCGCAAUCUGGCCGGCGUGCAGCGGAGAGGGGGAGGUACAGAGUGGCAUGCCCAGGACUUCAAGAAGCGCUUGGAUCAGGCCAAAGCGACCAGGGACAGGAACUACAUCAAGUCGGUGCUGAAAGAAGUGGCUGAAAACAAUUACGCCCUCAGAAGCCAAUGGGUUGUCCCAAGGACAGCCCUUGUACCGCUGGAAGCUUGUCUAAAGUCAAGAGUCAGCGGAAUGGGCACUGACCCCGAGGUCACCUUCUCCAAGAUGACCACUGCAGAUGCACUGAUGUGGUUCACGCGGAGCAAUCCGCAGCGCAAGGUGGUCGGGCUGAACUUCGCCAAUGGCCAGAACGUGGGCGGAGGCUACAAGAAUGGAGCUGUCGCUCAGGAGGAGGACCUUUGCCGCAGGAUGCCCACGCUCUACACGUCGCUCUUCAACGCCAAGCGGGAGGGCCUCUACCCGUAUGGCCCCUGCACCUGCAACAAGGCGGACACCCCGGCCAAGUACUCUGAUGUGCUGUGGACCCCUGGUAUAACCAUUGCGCGCGCCGGUGAGAAGAUGGGCUUUGAGUUGCUCUCGAACAAGGAGCAGGCCACUGUCGCCCUGGUGGCGGCCGCUGCGCCGAACGUGAAGUUCGCCCAGCCACCCGAGCUGUACGACAAAGAGCUCAUGCUGAAUACCGUGAAGGCGAUCCUUUUGGCGCCGCUCUUGAAGCAGCCAGAGACCACCACCAUCGUCCUGGGCGCAUGGGGGUGCGGAGCCUUUGGGUGUGAUCCCCACGACAUUGCGGAGCUCUUCGUGUCUGCAUUGGUGACUCAGAGGUUGGGCCGGCUCUACCGAGAGGUCCACUUCGCAAUCCCUGAGUUUGAUGUGCAGGACACCAAUCCCCAGAUUUUCCGGAAGGUCUUCCGGGAGAACAACGUGAAGUUCAGAGAGAUUGAAGCUGAAAGUGUUUGAAGCUUGUCGCUUCCCAGGAGUGCUGGAGACUGAGUAGUUCCUUCGGGGGCCUGGCUGGCAGCCGGCCAUUCAGAACCAAGCGGGGCUGAUGUU